UGCCACAGGAAUCUCUCAGGCUGACUGGGAGUGGGACAGAGAUCCUCGGAGGGGCAUUGGAGAUUACCGCAUUCCUCUUCCAAUCAGACAGAAUCCUGACGGAUCCCAGAUUGAGGCAGCUGACAAGUUUCCGAAUAAAGGCAUUGUCCGUGAUGCUUCCUGUGCUGUGGUUCCAUCGUGGCAUGGAAGUGCUUCUCGCUGCGUUGCUGCCUCAUGAUCAUUGAGAGCAUAGACACAGACACAGAGGUGCGGCGCCUCUCCCCCAUUGCCCUCAUUGCCAACCCUGGCCCCAGUGGGUACGUGGACCUCCUCAGUGGACCAAUGGACAGAGGCUGGUGUGCUGGCUACAUGUGUCAGGAGCGAAUCUCAACCUUCUUCUCAGUUGUGGCGACCGGAAUGACAUAUGAGAUGGCCAUGACCAGCACGCCCCCUCAGGUGCUGUGUCUGCACCUGCCACACAGUCCAUCCUCCGAGGCUGUUGUCCUACGCAUCUUCUUCCCAAAGCCUCAGCGUUAUGACAUCUAUGUGGAUAGUGUCUUUGUUCCCCCAGCCAACCUUAAUAUCUCUGCAGCUGGCUACCAGCUGUUGCCUGAGGACCCCACCCACCCUCAGGCUUUCCUUCCCACACUGAACAAUGUAGUAGGGACCAAUUACUUCCAGCGUAGUGCCAAGCUGGUCCAUGUGGUGCUGCGCGGAGGCCAUGUCCUUGACAUCAAGACCACACUCGUGAUCACCCUCACCAGUGGCCUCAUGGUGAAGGAAGAUGAGUUUUAUGAGCAGAACCUUGUGUUGAAUCUGGCCAACCUGUUUGAGGUAUCCCCAGACAACAUCAGGGUCAUCAGUGUUAUGUGGGAGGACUCCAAGAGACUGCAGGGAAGGCUGGAGGCUGAGGUGGCCAGCAUUCCAACUACAAGCCUGAAUGGUGAGGGGGAGAAGGGAGCAACUGGCGGGGAGGUGAUUCCCUAUGAGAAGCUGGUGCAGAGUCUGGAAAAGGCCAUCAAUAGAUUCCAGGACAGAUCGUGCAGCAACUGUGCCUCUCUCUCGGUGAGUGACCCCAUCGAGCCACCACCCAAGGAAGCCCCUCCAAAAGCCACAGAGGAGGAAGGCACUGUUGUCAUUCCAGAUGUCGAACCGUUCUACAAGCAGCAGGAGAAGGAGGCGGCAGAGAAGAUCAAGGAGAGCCUGGCAGUGACAGAGUAUGCUGAGCCAUCCAGUAUAUUGGUGCUGAGUGGUGUGCCCAGCAGUGUGGUGCAGUACACAGUGUUUGAAAUGCAGCCGUCUGUCACUGUACUGGAUAAAGAGGGUGCACCCAUCAGUGACCUGGGCCACAAGAGUGAUCCCUGGCAGGUCACAGCUAGUUUGUCAGGAGGUCCGCCAGGUGCCAUCGUCAUUGGCACCACCACAGUUCCCUACAGGAACAGCACUGCCACCUUUACUGACCUGUCUGUCAGCAAGCCCGGGGAAGGGUACAACCUCUCUUUCACCAUCACCUACCCCAGCUAUGCUCCAGCCCUCACUGCCACCCUGGUGGAGACCUUCAGCUCAACACAGAUGAGUGCAGCAAUGGUUCUGCAGCAGCCCAGCAUAGUGCAGGCCGACAGCCCAUCGCCAUCACUGUUCAAUUUGUUGACGAGGACUCUGGCUUGGUGCUGGAUGGCCAGGCCUUCAAGGGCCAGACAUUUGUGGAUGAACUGCUGGCAAAGACUGCUGAGGGACACUUUGAGGUUAUUCAGAGGCUGUAUGUACCAGAUGAGGCCGUGUCAAUGCUCACCUUUGAGAACGUCAUAUUUGAGGCAUCAGACUUGAGACAGCAACUCAUAGCCAAGGUUGCUGUUGUCCCUGCCGGUUGGUACAUGGAGUCCUCUUUGCCACGACUGGUGGUGUACCCCUCACAUCUAGCCACCAAGAAGUACCCCAUGGUCAGGUCCCUGCGCACUGAUCUGUUCCGAUGGAAGCAGUUGGAGGGUGUCAAGGAUGUGGUGAGAAUGACUGUCCUUAUUACCCAUCUGUUACAUCCCUCAACAUCUAUUCCUCACCUACACUGUGUUUUUUCCUCUCGCAUCCUUCAGUAAUAUUCUUUUCUUCAUGCCUCCUGUGUUCUUUUUGCUUCUAUUCUAUCUUUCAUUAUACUUUUAUGUUAUAUCCUUCAUUUACAUAUUUUUUCUCCUGCAGUGUAUUCUUUUUCCUUCUUAUCAUAUCUUAUCUUUCAAUAUCUUUUUCUUCAUCUUUGCUGUAUUCUUUCUCCUCUACUUUAUCCUUCAUUAUCCUCUUCUUCACUCAUUCUGUAUUCCUAUUUAUUUUUUUAAUGCACACUUUCCUCCACACACACAUUUAAACCUUUCUGUCAUGCAGAGUUAUUCCCACCCCCUCCUUGCCACACACACACACACACACACACACACACACACACACACACACACACACACACACACACACA
This is a messenger RNA of Scylla paramamosain (green mud crab), 2437 nucleotides long. RefSeq names its product fibrocystin-L-like. The record is from RefSeq and is a predicted model, not a curated record. NCBI's taxonomy places the organism in Eukaryota, Metazoa, Arthropoda, Malacostraca, Decapoda, Portunidae. Bases 214 to 1806 code for a protein of 530 amino acids. The transcript is spliced from 12 exons.